Messenger RNA from Rhinichthys klamathensis goyatoka, 1761 nucleotides. It is a transcript of the gene asb13a.2, whose product is annotated as ankyrin repeat and SOCS box containing 13a, tandem duplicate 2. The transcript is spliced from 6 exons. Gene Ontology annotation, molecular function: protein binding. Gene Ontology annotation, biological process: protein ubiquitination; positive regulation of protein catabolic process; intracellular signal transduction. The record is from RefSeq and is a predicted model, not a curated record. Lineage: Eukaryota; Metazoa; Chordata; Actinopteri; Cypriniformes; Leuciscidae. Bases 142 to 1086 code for a protein of 314 amino acids.
AAACUCAAUGUUCUGAUGAACUGACAUGAUACAUUUGUGUCCAAAUACUUUUGUGGGCCUCUCUACAUUUACAAUGAACUACAACUCCCAGCAUUCACAGUAAAACGUCACAGCAAGUGCCAAAACAGAACAGACCACGUGAUGUGUGUGCCGCAUUUCUUAACAGCAUAUUCUUGCUUUAAUUUGUUGGCUAGCGAACUGUUAAGUUUAAAUUUUACUGUCUACCAGUGUACUAAAGCAGAGAUGGAAGUGGAAACAGCACGACCUUAUUUUUUCGGUGACAUCGGUUUCUGGGCAGAGAGGACAGAGGUUCAUAAGGCUGCGUAUCAAGGUCAGGUGUCAGUGCUGCAGAGUUUGAUUCAGAGUGGAGCUUCAGUGAAUAUUGUGGCUGUGGACUCCAUCACUCCCCUCCACGAGGCAGCUGCACGCGGACAGACACAGUGUGUGAGAUUGCUGCUGGACGCAGGGGCUCAGGUUGAUGCAAGGAAUGUGGACGGGAGCACUCCUCUAUGUGAGGCUUGCUCUAUCGGGAACUUCGAGUGUGUGAGGCUUCUUUUGGAGUAUGGCGCAAAAAUCAACCCCACCCUUACCUCACGUACCACCUCCCCUCUACAUGAGGCCUGCAUAGGAGGUAAUGCUGAUUGUGUGAGGUUAGUGAUUGCUAAAGGAGCCAGUCUGGAGGCGUAUGACCUGUACUAUGGUACUCCUCUACAUGUGGCGUGUGCCAAAAAACACCUGGAGUGUGUCAAGGUGCUACUGAAUGCAGGUGUGCGAGUGAACGCCGCUCGGCUACACAAGACGCCUCUGCAUCACGCCGCCAAGUCCAACAAUGUGGACAUGAUUGAGCUGCUGGUGGAGUUCGGAGCCAACAUUUAUGCCAGAGACAAAUAUGAUAGGAAGCCAGUCGACUACACAACCCCAGAUACGCCCUCAGCGCACUGCCUUCAGCUUUAUGAGAGUAACCCUCUUUCUCUGCAGCAGCUGAGCCGUAUCACCCUGAGGACCGUCCUGGGCACUAAAGCUGUGGACGUGGUGACCAAACUGGAUAUUCCCAACCGUAUUAUCCGUUAUCUCUUAUACCAAUGAACUCCUUCCGUAGAGGUCCACAGAUGCAGUGGAAAUAUGGACUUUUUACCUCAAAUGUACAAAAACUUGAAACAUUGAGAUCUCUCCAACAACAAAUAUGAGUUAUAUCAGUACUGUCGAGCAUUAAAGGUGAAGUGUGUAACUUUUUUCAAUGUUAAAGACACCACGAAAUCAAAAGUAACAAUUCAUGUUUUAGCAAUAUUUAUUAUAAAGGAUUUAUCCGUGCACAACAUUUGUUUAGAAUUCACGUGCCCUCAUAAUCUUUAAUCAAAAUAACUUCCUCUCCCUCUGAAAGCGACGUCUCUUCUCUGAUGACAUUUUUUUCAGCGCGAAGGCGGGGCAACCUGUCACUCACAUGAGAUCGACCAAUAGCAAACCACAACCAUUCAACGAUCCAAUCAAUUUGCGAUGGACAAAUUCAAGUCCUGCUCUACAUUUUUUCUUGUUCGUGAAGCCAUUUCACGUCACAAUAGGGAAGAAAAGACUAUCGCAACUUUCAUGCAGUCUUUAAAAAUGUGUCCUAAUCAUUAUUCUUACAAUUUUGUACAGUGCAACUAUUGGUACAGAAAUUACACACUUCACCUUUAAAAGAAUAGUUCACUCAAAAAUAAAAAUUCUGUCAUUAUUAACUUACUUUCAUGUCGUUCCAAAACGGUAUGACUUUAUUUCUUCAUG